GGUGACACUCCCGCCCCCUGGUGGCGUAGCGACACACGACAGAGCACCGUUGCUGUUUGAUGACCACGCUGACCCGUGGAUGACCGUCCCAAAACGGACAGAAAAAACUGAAAAACAAAACGAUAUAGGCUACUGUCUGUCAAUCUCACAUUUGGUGUAUAUAUAUUUUAAAACGAACUAAUGUCAUUUUGUUGACGUGGGAACGGAGUUAUUAUAAGGAGCAUUGAGACGUGAAUGGGGGAUGUGGUGCUACCAAAAACCAGGGUUUGAAGCCCUCCUUCUUGCUGAGCUGCAGAAACAGCAACAGUGCAGCCAGUUCUGUGACACUCUGCUUAAGACAGAAGGCAUAUCAGUACCAGCACACAGUUGCAUUCUAUCAGCUAUCAGCCCCGACAUCUCCUCCGCUCUGUCCUCCGCCCCCCCACUCCCUGCAGGACAGAGCCGUCUCUUGGAGUUUCGGGCUCUCGGCGCCUGCACCCUGCUCCACAUGGUCAGACUGCUAUAUUGUGGGGAGAUGGCAGGAGAGGGGGAGAAUGAAAAGCAAGAGGCUAUUUCUGCUGCAGCCAAGCUGGGCAUCCAUGGGCUUGUGGAGGUCACAAAAAGAGAUUGUGAGAGCAGAAAAGAGGAAGGAGAAGGCUGCCAUACGGAGGUAGGAGUGCAGACGGAGUUGCCGAUGCCUGAAGAGAAUGGGAGAUGGAGCAGGUGGAGGCGAGAAGUGAGGGAUGGGAGCAGCUUCCUUUGGAAAGAGACACAGUCAGAAGGUGAAAAAGAAACAUGGACUCAGACAGAGGAGCAGCAGGUAAACACGGGUCCCCCUUCUCACCCAGCAGCCUCCUUUGACACCCUUGAUAUGGCUGCUUUCCAGAGUUUUGGAAUGACAGACUCCCAUGUUGUUCCCACUGACAUUCCCUACAUUCCCAUAUCCCUCGUCUACCCACCACAUGAAAACCAACCACACCAACUCCUAUCUGCUUUCAUAGACUCUAUGCAAGAAUCCACAGCAGUUGAACACACAUCUGUUCCUGUUGUGCCACCCCCGCAUGACUUUGUCCCCCCACCCCUCCUUCCUUUUACCAGCCAAGCAACCUUGUGUGGUGCUGCCUCUCAGAGCUGCGGGGCUGCCCCUAAGGGAGCUUCCAGAAAUGUUGCAGCAGCGGAAGAGUGGGAGGAUGAGCAGUUAGAGCAGUUUCAAGGCAACAUCCCAGGAUAUAUCAGCCACUUCCUGAAACCAGACAAAGAGGAGGGCUCCUGCAGGGGGCGAGCAAGGAGUAGGCAGGGAGCAGGGGUGGGAGGUGCCAGGAGAGCCGGCACGGGUGAGAGACGAGCCAGGAAACCACGAGCAAGAACAGGAGGGAGAGGAAGAGGAGGGAUAACUCAGACAGUGGACGUGCAGGAAGUGGGGGUGAGCAGGUUGCAGAAGUUGUUCCUGCAGAGGUGGGGGCUGAGGGCAUCCAUGACGGGUCAGGGUGGAGGAGCUGCAGGCAGGAAGUUGUAUCUGAAGACCAGAGAGCUUCUGAAGCCAGCCAAGGGGAGAACAAGGCGCAGCAAAAUGUGGGAGUUCAGCCAGAGUGGAGAUGUGCCGCCGUACAGGGAGGGAGGAGGUAACACGCAGCGUGGGAGGAGUACAACGCAGCAGUUUAACAAGGAUGGUCUUCCUGUUGGCAGGGUUUGGAGUGCGAGGGCCAAACCAACAACAUCAGUUUCAUUUUCUUCCCCUCACUUAACGUGCUCCAACACUCAAACCUUAUCUGUAUUCAGCCCCGCCCUACAGCCUUCCUUGUCUCCUGGCCUGCAGUCUGCAGCCUCUUCAUCCCUCCCUCCUCCAUCUCAUGAGGAUCAUCCUGAACACUUUGAUCGUCUGCUGGAGGAAGUGAUGAUGGGCCUUGACAUUUUACCAAACAACAACAACAGUGCUCUACAUUCUCAGCCUCCUCUUCCAACCAGAAGCAGCCAUUGUGCCUAUGCCUCAUGUGGCAAUACUUUGGCCCAAAACAACCAACAAGGCUGUACCACUGGCCUCCUGGAGGCAAAUACAGGUUUUCAUGGGUCCACACAUGUUGCUGUAGCAAGAGGGACUGGCAGCUCCAGCUCUGCAAUCAGUGAGAUGCCGGUUUUACAGCAGCAGGGAGAGGGAGAGCUGAACAAGAUGCUGGACCACUUCCUCCAGUCCUUUGAGCAGCACGUUGACAGCUGUACUGCCAGGGAUGAGGUGGAGAUGUUUGGUCAAAGCUGCACAGAGGCUAGUCAGCCUUACACUGUCCUUCGCAAAUACAGAAAAACCAAGACCCCUCACACCCCUCGUCUACAAAAUAAACACACACUGCAUCCAGCCAGACACUCUCAAAUAACUCCACUGCAACAGAGAGAUGAAACCGAAACACUGCAGAGAUGUUCACAGCCACGCAAGGCAUUUGCUUGCAGUGCCUCUCCCCCCAAACAUACUGAGCAAUCACUGAGGAAAGUCAGAGCGCCAGCCAAACGACAGAAAAAAAAGAUGAGGAAGACAGUGUCAUCAAGUGACGCAAAGACCAAAAGCAUUCGUGACCGAGGAGACAAGCAGCUAAAGCAGAUGCCUGUAGUGAAACUGGAGAGGAGUGGCCCGCUGCCAGCCCAAGUUACACUGCACAAACCCAGCUGUCCAGAAGUCCAGAAACCGGCAAAAACAAAGACCGGUGCAUCAUCCCGGAAAUACCCACGUGACAACUUGUCUAAAAUGGUUCAGCCGGCCUCAUGGAGCACAAAGAUGUACCCAAUCAGGAGCAGGUUUAGAGAAGCACAUAUCAUGGACAGCCUGCCCUUUCUUAAUGAGCCACUUCUGAACAAACGGCCACCCUCAGCAGGCCGACCAAGACCAGGCAGGCCAAAGAAAAAUGGACAAAUCCUCAGUUUUUCUACUGGUGAGAGUUCAACACCACCAACUCAGCCACAGCCGGUGGAGCCCAGUUGCAUGGAUGAACAACCAGAGAAAAACCAAGCGAGACAAGAAGAAGAAUUGUCUGUUCAGCCACAGGGAGAGGCAGAGGCACCUACAAGCAGGGUAGAGAAGAGGGGAGCAGAGUCAGAGAAGAAGACAAGUGAUGUUGCCCCUGUGGCCAAGAGGGUUUGCUUUGAGCGAAUGGCCCAGCUGACCUCUGGAACAUGCACACCAAGCUCUGAAUCUUCAGACUUUGUCUCUGAACCAGCAACCAGAAAGCUACAGGACGUGUCCAGUGUAGGGGAUUGCUUACAAAGAGAACAGCGGGAGGAAGAACCAGUGUGGAGAGAAAUCAAUCUCAGGGAAACUGUGGGAAGUUUGAUGGAUGAAGAGAUGCAGAGCAGCAACGAUGAGAUCAUCGACGUGGAGGGGCCGACUCUGUCACCUUUUGUCAAAGUGAAGCCUUCUGUUUCACCCUCCUCACAUUCUGCCAAAGAGCUCAGUCUGGGGUUGACGGGCAGCUGGGAGGACGACGACGAGGACAUUGAUGUGAUUGGCGGUUCCAGUCCCGCUCCUCAUCCGGUGAUCAUCAGCUGGACAGAGUCUUCAGAUGAGGAAGUAGAUGAGGAUGUGGAUGUUGUCGGUGAAAAGACGGACAUCGCUUCAUCGGCGAUCGUGUCUACUGUGAGUAAAGAGUAAAAGUUUGAGAGACUUACGCUCCGCUCUCCACCCUGAUGGAGCGGAUGUUGUCCAGUCCGCAAUCCUGAAUGUUGCAGCACUCAGAGGUGAACUCCAGACACUUGCCCUGGAAAUGCUCCUGCUCGAACACAGUCACCUGAAGGAGAGGAGCGGGGGAUGUAGUUGGCAAUGAGGUUGUUUGCUUCAUCCUCUUGUACCUCAGUAUCAGGCAGAAUCAUUGAAUCUGUGCUCAAGAGUGUUUACCUUAAAGAAAGGAGCCAUGCCCAUUCCUGAGUUGACCAGCGGCUGCAUCAUUGGGGACCUUGUAGUUCUGUACAUCUUUACUCCUGAGGUUCCAAUGAGAACAGAGAAAAAGUGAAUUAAGGUAGAGUAAUAAGCAAGAAGAUAUGGGGGAAACUGUCAGUGAAGAAAUACUCUUUAGAAAAAAAUAUUUGGCAUGUUUUUCUUAGUGUAAAAUAUGAUAGUGUUCAAUAACCACUUCCAGGAACACCAUAAAAAUAAUUUGGCCAAUAGGCAGCUACCACUCAUCUGAACUCAAACAUCUGGAGGUCAAAAACAGGUAAUUUACUCAUUUUUUAGGCGUU
Molecule: messenger RNA, 4197 nt
Organism: Etheostoma spectabile (orangethroat darter)
Lineage: Eukaryota; Metazoa; Chordata; Actinopteri; Perciformes; Percidae
Exons: 7
Coding region: 242-3613 (1123 amino acids)
Biological process (GO): positive regulation of transcription elongation by RNA polymerase II
Molecular function (GO): protein binding
Source: RefSeq, a predicted model, not a curated record